AUGAGCAACGAAAGAAUUACGAAGCAGCUCUCCAGUAUAGCAAGCCUUAUCUACCCGAAGCGGAUACCGCGGUUAAAAGUUGGUCCUGUUAAGGACGACUUGGGAUUCACGCUCAGCGAAAGAUUGGCCCUCAGGCAGGCAUGGAAUUUGAUCAAACCCUUUGAGCGGCGCUAUGGACAGGAUGUGUUCUACAGCUUCUUAAAUGAGUACUAUUGGGGCAUUCAUAAGUUCAAGGUUGGAGGUGACCUCAACCUGAGGGCCCUGCACAUGCAUGCGGUGAUGUUUAUCCACUUUUUUGGGCUCCUAAUCGAUGAAGAGAACCCAGUAAUGUUUCAGCUGAUGAUUACUGAAAACAACUUAACCCACAGCCGCUGCAAAGUGGGAUCCGCUUAUAUUGGGGAUCUGGCCCAAGCCCUGGUGGACUUUGUGCUGAAGGUGUUCCAUAAGGUCAGCUCCCCGUCGCUGGAACGGGGCCUGAGGAAAAUCGUCGAUAAGUUCCAAGGCUACCAGGACCACCAGACGGUUACCACCGCUUACAAUCGCCUGAGCAAGGUCAGAAUUAACUAGACGCUUACUGGAAUCCUGAGUAAUCACUUCCCGAUCCGUACAUUUAUGAUGAGCGUUGAGGGUUACGAAGCUCCCAGUGGAAAUCCAGUGCAUGAAUCGAACUUAUAUCGGGCUGCCUCUGCCACUGCGAUAUCAGCCUCUAGUAUCAGCCUCUGUCGCAGUCGCAGUCGCAGUCGCAGUCGCCGUC
Molecule: messenger RNA, 754 nt
Organism: Drosophila rhopaloa
Lineage: Eukaryota; Metazoa; Arthropoda; Insecta; Diptera; Drosophilidae
Exons: 3
Coding region: 1-567 (188 amino acids)
Molecular function (GO): oxygen binding; heme binding
Source: RefSeq, a predicted model, not a curated record